Molecule: messenger RNA, 225 nt
Organism: Protopolystoma xenopodis
Lineage: Eukaryota; Metazoa; Platyhelminthes; Monogenea; Polystomatidea; Polystomatidae
Source: the annotation of a GenBank genome assembly
AUGUUGGGCAUAGUGCCGGUAAAUUGGUUUCGUGAUCGUGAUGACGCCGCUAUUCCGAAAACAAGAUUUAAGCUACAUUUAGGAGAAAUAAUCCCCAAACCGAUGAGAAUUGCGACGCCCUUUAAUCGCCACACGUUGAGAUUAUCACCUGAGGCACAAUGCAGUAGAGCCCUCGUUGGCCUCCAAGCCGGCCGAUUUCUGGAGGGGCGUUACAAUCGUCCGUAA